AUGGGCAGUGUACACACAUCUCCACGACUACCGGACUAUCUAGAAUACGAUAGCGAUGAGCCGCCUUUGUUUGAGACGACCAUUGAUCCGCGACUGGCGCCCGGCUUUCGCUCUCUGAGCCUGGACUCUGUCGACUACGACCACAAUGCAAUCUAUGGCGAAGCUCGGGACUUCGCCCCAUCACCUGAGCCGGGACGAGAUCGCUGGAGAAGACGCGAUGACGGCCGCCCUUUUGCAGGAACGCCCGAUCUGGGCAAGGAGCGAAGAAGGCGUCGGCAACGUGAAAGCGACGAUCGCUUUGAAAAGGCAGCUCCAUUCGAGUACAAGACAGUAGCAGACUGUGAUGUUUUCCGUCUGGCCACACUGGAGCCUGGAACUGGCCUUCAGCCCGUGUGCUGCAGUCUGAGCUGGGAGAGCUCGCGGGCGCCCACAAGAUCGUAUUGCUGCUUGAGUUAUGCUUGGGAGGCUGUUGCCCGAGAUACUGGAGAAUCUGCCCAUCGUGAUGCCGACAUAUUGCUGGAUGGCUACAAAUUCCCGGUGACCAAGAACCUUUUGAGCGCACUGCAGAGCUUGCGUGAUCCUAAGACUGAUAUUCUGAUCUGGAUCGAUCAGAUCUGCAUUAAUCAAAGCAACCACGAAGAACGAGCCCAGCAGGUCGAUAUCAUGAAGCAUAUCUACAAUCAAGCUCGCGAGAUCUUUAUCUGGCUGGGCGACGCCGCCAAUCGCAGCGAUGAGCUCAUGCAAUACGCAAAGAAGCUGCGUGCCAAGAGUGUCGCCAAUCGUAUCAUGAGCCCACCUGAGCUGAAAAAAGCCAUACAGGGGCUCUUGGAUCGGCCGUGGUUCCAGAGGGUGUGGGUUAUUCCGGAAGUUGCGCUGUCCAAGCAUACAGAAGUCGUGUGCGGCAACCAGCAUAUCAGCUGGGAGGCGCUCGUGAAAGUCAUCAGGGAUGUAAAGCUACCUCAAGCGCCAGGCUUCGACCGACAGGUCUCACUUCUUGGCAACCCACGGCAAAGGAUCGCCAUUAUCACUCAGAUGAUUGCGAGCCAGAAGGAGAAUCGUGCCCACACGGACGUCACACAGCUUCUGAUACUGGGCAAGAGCAGCAAAGCCACUGAUGCUCGCGAUAUGGUCUAUGCGUUCUAUGGCCUUACCCAUGUUCGCACGUUUCCAGACUACAAUCGUGAUGUGGACAGACUCUUCGUGGACAUCAUUCACAUGUACACCGGGAGCAUCCUCGAUGAGUCGUCUUACGCGUCUUGGCACGAUCUGACCGAAGACCGAAAGACUUUCCAGCUCAUGAGCAUACUUUACAGCGCAGGGGCACUACAUCAAAGAAUCGAGUUGCCAUCUUGGGUGCCAGACUGGACAUUCCCGUGGGAGCUCGCGCCAAUAUGGUGCAAGACGAUUCCGAACUUCGUGACUGGCUCUGCCAGGGAUGAGUGGUCGGCAGGCAUCCGCACUGACUUUCGCGCGGGCGGCGAACGAGUUGAAGAUUUCGAAGUGAUCGAAGGUAGUCGUGGCAUGCACCAGCUCCGUCUUUCAGCUUUGAAUCUCGAUACGAUACUGCUAGUGAACGAGGUAACGCCCGCUUCCACGCCCGGAUCAAGUCAGGUCUUGUCAACAUCGCCACCAGAGCAUCGCGAAGUGCUGGAUCCGCCGACACUCCGGUGGGGACGCCACUUCUUCACCACCGAGCAAGGGUACGUUGGGCUCGCAACACCUGGGAUCGCAGCUGGUGAUGAUGUGGCCAUUCUACUUGGCGGCGACGUGCCAGUCGUUCUCCGUCGCUGUCCCGAAUUUAAUGGGAAGAGGAAGGCUUACAGACUGUUGUGCGAGUGCUACUGCCAGUCAGCUGGAGUGAUGCACGGCGAUUACUUCCAUGCCAAUUGGACCCUUGCCGAGGAUGUGGUUCUUAUAUGA
Fulvia fulva is the source of this 1920-nucleotide messenger RNA. Its product is annotated as Heterokaryon incompatibility protein 6, OR allele. Lineage: Eukaryota; Fungi; Ascomycota; Dothideomycetes; Mycosphaerellales; Mycosphaerellaceae. The record is from RefSeq and is a predicted model, not a curated record. The coding region runs from base 1 to 1920 and encodes 639 amino acids. The transcript has a single exon.